AUGACGAUUUCGCGCCAUCUACGAACACCAACAGGUCGGCCACUUGGCAAGAGUAAAGGCAGAAGUCCCAAUGCAGAUGAUGAUUUACUUGUUUGGUACGGUCAUUCCCGACGCCUAUGUGAACUAGCAUUAGUGAAGGUGCUCUUCUCCAAAAGGGAUUUAAUGGUGCUAGAUGGAUGGGGUGAACAGGGUGGUCUGGUAUACUGCUCUGUCGAGACGAAGGCCCGUUUCACCAAUUGGACGCCUAAGAUCUGCUGUGAUGAUCCUGGAACUGAUCUAGCUCCUGUGGACCUUUCGGAAUAUGACACAACGGUGUACCUAAAGGUCGCCAUAUUCAGUCCCGCGUAUAUUCGCUACUAUUUCGCCGACCUCCUGAAGGUGGCACCGUCCAACCAGAAGGGCAAAAAGGACAGUAAAGAUACAACUACCUCGAUAACAUCGCUGAAGAUAGGGAUGAAAAACGUGAAUCAUGAUCCUGGUCGUCCUGCGGUCCGUAUUUUUACUAGCCGCGGAUAUGAUCUUUCUCGACCGGAUGUGAUUGAGGGGGCAAAUAUACUCCUUGCGAUGGGUGACUACUUGGAGUCCAAAGGACCAUUGCUCAAGGAUAUCGAAAAGAAGUAAUAAAGUUCAGUCCCCCCUCAUAGCUUC
This is a messenger RNA of Blastomyces gilchristii SLH14081, 648 nucleotides long. RefSeq lists its product as uncharacterized. Bases 1 to 621 code for a protein of 206 amino acids. The record is from RefSeq and is a predicted model, not a curated record. The transcript has 7 exons. Lineage: Eukaryota; Fungi; Ascomycota; Eurotiomycetes; Onygenales; Ajellomycetaceae.